Molecule: messenger RNA, 2222 nt
Organism: Labrus bergylta (ballan wrasse)
Lineage: Eukaryota; Metazoa; Chordata; Actinopteri; Labriformes; Labridae
Gene: ugdh
Product: UDP-glucose 6-dehydrogenase
Biological process (GO): glycosaminoglycan biosynthetic process
Cellular component (GO): nucleus
Molecular function (GO): NAD binding; UDP-glucose 6-dehydrogenase activity
Source: RefSeq, a predicted model, not a curated record
CAAAACUGCCUCAGUUCAGAGGUAGUGCUGAUAAAGUUAUCGGAGAAGCUCUGAUGCUGUGAUUUUUUUUUUGGUUUACCCGAGUUAAAUACUUUUCUCAUAUUUUACAGCUUUAGCAGCGACUCCGGAAGCGACAGCUGCUGUUUCUACACGACGCAUUUUUUUUUUAAAAGAGAGGAGCUUGAAAUAAUCUACACAGUCCACUGUCGAGUUGGCAAAGAUGUUCCAGAUAAAGAGGAUCUGCUGCAUCGGAGCUGGGUAUGUCGGAGGCCCAACGUGUAGUGUGAUCGCCCACAUGUGUCCAGAGAUCACCGUGACCGUUGUGGAUGUCAACGAGUCGCGCAUCAAAGCCUGGAACUCCGACACCCUGCCCAUAUACGAGCCGGGACUGAAAGAGGUGGUUGAAUCAUGCCGAGGGAGGAAUUUGUUUUUCUCCACAGACAUAGACUCAGCCAUCAGGGAUGCAGACCUCGUCUUUAUCUCUGUAAACACACCCACAAAGACCUACGGGAUGGGGAAGGGUCGUGCAGCCGAUCUUAAGUUCAUUGAGGCGUGCGCUCGGCGGAUCGUGGAGGUGUCUGACGGCUAUAAGAUCGUGACGGAGAAGAGCACAGUCCCCGUCCGGGCUGCAGAGAGUAUCAGACGGAUAUUUGACGCCAACACUAAACCCAGCCUCAACCUACAGGUGCUCUCCAACCCGGAGUUCCUUGCAGAAGGAACAGCGGUGCGCGACCUGAAGGAGCCGGACCGCGUCCUGAUCGGUGGAGACGAAACGGCGGAAGGUCAGAGGGCGAUCAGGGCGCUGUGUGCCGUCUAUGAGCACUGGGUCCCAAAAGCACGGAUCAUCACCACCAACACAUGGUCCUCAGAGCUGUCCAAACUGGCAGCCAAUGCAUUUCUGGCCCAGCGUAUCAGCAGCAUCAACAGCAUCAGCGCUCUGUGCGAGGCCACCGGCGCCGACGUGGAGGAGGUCGCUAAGGCCAUCGGUAUGGACCAGAGAAUAGGCAGCAAGUUUCUCAAGGCCAGCGUGGGUUUUGGUGGAAGCUGUUUCCAGAAGGACGUGCUGAACUUGGUGUACCUGUGUGAGGCCCUCAACCUGCCUGAGGUAGCCUCUUACUGGCAGCAGGUGAUAGACAUGAAUGAGUACCAGCGGCGGCGGUUCGCCUGCAGGAUUAUCGACUGCCUCUUCAACACGGUCACUGGUAAAAAGAUCGCUCUGCUGGGCUUCUCCUUCAAAAAAGACACGGGUGACACAAGGGAGUCGUCCAGUAUCUACAUCUCCAAGUAUCUGAUGGAUGAAGGCGCCAAGCUGUUUAUCUACGACCCCAAAGUGCUUAAAGAACAAAUCAUUCACGACCUCUCCCAGCCCAACAUCUCAGAGGACAACCCAGAAAGAGUGUCUGAGCUGGUUACUGUGACCACUGACCCUUAUGAGGCCUGCCAGGGAGCGCAUGCUUUGGUCAUCUGCACCGAGUGGGACAUGUUUAAGGAGCUGGACUAUGAGAAGAUUUACAAGAAGAUGCUGAAGCCGGCCUUCCUAUUCGAUGGUCGCAGGGUGCUGGAUCACCUCCACGCUGACCUGCAGAACAUCGGCUUCCAGAUCGAGACCAUCGGUAAGAAAGUGACGAUAACAAGAAUCCCCUACACUCCGGCUGGCGUUGGUCCUCGCAACGCUGUCAUCGAACCUCCCCCCAAGAAAGCCAAAGUCUAAACAUCUUCUUCUGUCCAACUCACAUGACAAGCUACACAUUCCUCUCCCCCACCUUUUUUUUUUUUUUUGGUUUGUUUUUUAUCGCUGGUGAACUAUUUCAUUCAGGCCUGACCGCUCUGCUGUUCGGUUCUCGCCUUAUUGUGGAGACAGGUUGACCAGACGCUCCCUGCAGGGGGUCGGGGGGGAGAGGACGAUGUGAGCCGUCAGAUCAAAAUAAGCGUGAAUGUGAAUCUUUGAAUGAACUUUUCAACAAAUAGGAACAAAUCAUUUUAUACAUUUGAUGUCUGUAGCAUUUCAAGUGCAGGUUUACAUAAACGCUGUGUUUUAGUCCAUUAUUAAUGUGAGUCUACUCUCCAUCAGUACGUCCUGUAUAAUCAAGUAUUAUUACUAAAUUUUAUACUAUUUUAAAAUAUUUUUAUAAAUCAUAUUACUGUAUGUUAAUCAGUAUGUCAUCUGUAUUAAUGGCCGUUUACUUAAAAUGCCAAUGCAAUAAAAGAUGUAUUUUAAUGUG